UGGACCUCACUUUAGCUGAUGCGAAGCUGGGUUCAUUAUUGCGGCUGUUGGACUCUAGAGCUGGAGGUCAGAGCUUCACAGGAGUGAGGAUGUGCUGCUGAGGUCUGCAUGAUGAGCUCCGACAGCGAGGUGAAGACGCUCCUGAACUUCGUCAAUCUGGCGUCGAGCGACAUCAAGGCUGCGCUGGAUCGAUCCGCGCCCUGCAGGCGCUCCGUGGACCACCGCAAAUACCUGCAGAAGCAGCUCAAGCGCUUCUCGCACCGCUACGCCAAGAUGCCCCGCUGCCAUCCGCACAGAAACGGCGACUCCGCGCUCGCUAAACUCUCCGAGGAGAAAGCGCCGCGCGGGACCGGGACCGGGAGAGACGUGAGCGCCGGCUCGGAGGACGAAGCGCGCUCGGGACAGGGACAGAUACCGAUGCCGAUGCGCAAGCGGCAGCUCCCGGCGUCCUUCUGGAAGGAGCCGCAGUCCUCAUCCGGGACCCGCGAGCGUCUGGAGCACUUCCUUAAGAACAACACGAGCGCGACCGGACACGUCAGAACGCCCGCGGUGAACGGCGAGAAAAGCAAGAUGGUUUUUGACGACUCGAAAGCAAACCCGCUGCUGUCCGGUAGCGCGGCGUGCGCGUGCUCGUGCUGCUCGCUCCCGUACCGCGCGCUCCACAGCCGCUUUCUUCUGCCAUACGCGGACGCGCCCUUCAGGAGCCGCGUCGAGCCCGCGCACAGCUUCAGCGCCGGACAGCAGCGCUCCAGCGCGCACGUGGUGAUCAAACCGAUCCCGACGAAGCCCGCGCUCUCCUCCUCCUCCUCCUCCUCCUCCGUGUUCAGCGUGUUCGGAUUCUAACCACCAUUAGUCACUUCAGCGGACUCCUCUCUGUUUUAACCGAUUACUGCACGAGCUGCUCUUGAUGAACACUCGCCUUAAAGCACUUAAAGUACAGAUGUAGCAAGAAUUUGGAUUUGUA
Messenger RNA from Carassius carassius (crucian carp), 964 nucleotides. RefSeq names its product protein FAM181A-like. The coding region runs from base 109 to 843 and encodes 244 amino acids. NCBI's taxonomy places the organism in Eukaryota, Metazoa, Chordata, Actinopteri, Cypriniformes, Cyprinidae. The record is from RefSeq and is a predicted model, not a curated record. The transcript has a single exon.